AUGAGUUUCAUUACCCGCAGAGCUCUUUCCACCCUCAUCCCUCCUAAGGUUGCCUCUCCAUCCGGACUCGGCGCCGCCAAAGAUGCUGCCCGCAUGCAACGUGUAGUUAGCUUCUACGAGAAACUUCCCCGCGGACCAGCACCAGAGAUCAAGGUCAAGGGAUUGAUGCGCAAAUAUCAGGCCAAGCACUUCGGCAAGGACCCUUCUGCUACACCCAUCAUCCACGCCUUGAUCCUUUUGGUUGGUAUUGGUUAUGCUCAGAACUACUACUUCCAUUUGCGUCAUCACAAGAACAAUGCUCACUAG
Sclerotinia borealis F-4128 is the source of this 306-nucleotide messenger RNA. The record is from the annotation of a GenBank genome assembly. NCBI's taxonomy places the organism in Eukaryota, Fungi, Ascomycota, Leotiomycetes, Helotiales, Sclerotiniaceae.